GUAACUGGAGGCGGCUUCUCCGGCCCGGCGGCCCCGCCACCGCGACGCCGGGCCCCUGACGUCACCCGAUUCGCCAGGAAAUGAACUUUUUAAUAAUCCAAGGAGGGAGGAAAGCCCUCGGUCCCCUCGGCUCGGGGGGCGCCCAGCCCGGCUCAGCUCUGCGGCGCGCCCCCAUCACCCCCUCCCAGGUCCUCUGCGGACAGCUCUGUGGGGGCGCGCGCACGGCAGGGCCUCCUCCGGUCUCUGCGGCUGGCAUCCGUCUGACUGUCCGAGGCUUUGGAACAGCGGAGCCCCAUGCGGCCGAAUCCCAGGCCUCUGCUCUGCAGUUUUCCUGGAGGAGAGCGCCGAACGCCGAGGAAGCUGCCCUCGCGGUGCCCGUGCCUCGGCUGACAGGGCGGGGGUGGGUGCUCCCAACACCACCCCUGAAAGCAGGAGCAGACGCCACACGGGAGGCCCUUUUGAAUACAAGACCUUUCCCCUCACCUCUGGGAUUAUCGCAGCCCUUUCAGAGCGCGCACAACAAAUGCGCCCGCCAUCGAAUGCAGCAUUUACCACCGCAGAUCCGCGCGCCGAUGGGCAGGCAGAUAGCGUCCGCGGGGGGCUCGCCGGGCGGCGAGUGUGCGCCCCGGCUCUGCCCGGUGUGUUUGGAGGAACACGUGGGUAUGCCAGCGAGUGGACCCUGAGCGAGCACGGAUGUGAGUGUGCUAGCAAGUGUGCUUCGACAAAGUGCACGUGUGCGAGUCCCUGAGCACACGCGUGGUGAGUGUUCGUGGUGAGUGCCAGGAAGUGGCCGCCUAGACGCACGCGGGAAGCGGUGCUGCACGUGACCGCGUGGGGAAGCAUGCAGUGGGUGUGCUAGCCGCGUGCACGAGCGAAUGUAUUGUGAGGACCUACAGGUACCUGGCCCUGGAGGAUGCUGUUUAGGGGAGCGGAACAGAGGGAUUUGCAGCCACUCAACAAUGUUACGUGCAGCACGUGCAGGCCGCACUCCACAAGGUGUGUUUCCGAAGCUGCGCAAUGGGCGCAGUAGCCGGCGUUUGAGCCCGUGGCACAAGCUUUUGGAACCGGCACGGAUCUGUGGGACAAUGUGUACCCAGGGCGACCAAGUGUACAGAGAGAUACGCAAAGCAAAGGGUCAUUUUCGAGCCUUGCUUGAGCAUGUGUUGUGCAGACUCUGGGCUGACUGUGAAAAAGACCCCGCUAUAUGCCGGGUCUGGGGAAUGCUGGAGAGUGACACCGGCGAGUGGCUGUUAGGGGAGUUUGAGAACGCCUAUGGGUCCCGGUCCAGGCCCUGGGACCCCUCCGCCAAGGCCUUACAGCUGGAGCGACAGAGCCCAGCCCGCCGCCCGAGGUCCGGGCCGUGAGUGACACGCGCCGCCACAAAGGCUGUAUUUUUCCAGGCCCGCGCCCCGCCCGCGCGCGAUGGUCCCCAUGGCGACGCAGAUAGCGCGCGGCCAUUUUCCUAUCUCCCCGGAGUCUAUUAUACAGCGGGAUUAGCUCAUCUCCAGGCAGGUCAAACCCAAAGUCACACAACCUGCGGCGUGAGCCCCGCCUCCGGCCGGUCCUCCCGCAGCCGGAGCGGGCGACCCCCGCGGCAGGGCUGGUACGCGGGAGCAGAGCGCCACCUGGCGGACGCAAGUUCCCGGUGCGCCGCAUGAGAGGCCGCAAAUGCCCCAGGCUGUGGCUUUGUGUGGUCGCUUGGGCGACCCCUAGGGAAAAGCUGGCACACAGUAGGUACCCCCAAACUAUUUGCUGGAAGGAUGGAAUGGCAGAAAAGUUGAUAAUGGCUGACUACCAAAGGCCACCGCAUGUUGGCAACAAAAACCUAUCCCACUAAAUGAAGAAUA
Microtus oregoni (creeping vole) is the source of this 1847-nucleotide messenger RNA. RefSeq lists its product as uncharacterized. The record is from RefSeq and is a predicted model, not a curated record. Bases 81 to 683 code for a protein of 200 amino acids. NCBI's taxonomy places the organism in Eukaryota, Metazoa, Chordata, Mammalia, Rodentia, Cricetidae. The transcript has 4 exons.